UAAGAUAUUCUGUUUAUUUUAUAAAAGUACGAUUAAAUAUUGCAGUAGACAUGCAAAUUUAAUGUUUAAAACAGAAUGAGCUCAAAUUUUCGAUGCAUUAGAUGGGCUGUAGAUUUAUAUCAGUGGAAACCAUCAAUACAAGAACUAAGUUUGGCCAUAUCAUGUAUACAAUUAGAAGAAAAAGAGAGAUUAAUGAAAUUUGUUUUUCAAGAGGAUUUUUAUUCGUCGUUAGUUGGAAGACUGUUAAUGCGUAAAUUUGUUAAAUCGGUAACGAAUAUAAGUUAUGAAAAAAUCCAUUUCGAACGCGAUGAAAAUGGUAAACCAUUUCUAACAAACAAUCUCGAUGAAACUCAGCAUUUGAGUUUUAAUGUUUCACAUCAAGGCCGUUAUAGUAUUCUUGCUGGAAUUUUCCAUAAUAAAGUUGGGUCUUCUGCAACACCUUUAAACUGUGAAGAUGUUCAUGUUGGUGUUGAUGUUAUGAAAAUUGAAUACAGUGGAGGAAAAUCUAUUUCUGAAUUUUUUCGCAUUAUGAAUAGAAAUUUUUCCGAAGAUGAGUGGAAAUUGAUAAAAAAAAGUUCAAAUGAAUUAAAUCAGUUGAGAUUAUUUAUGAGACAUUGGUGUUUGAAAGAAAGUUAUGUUAAGAAUAUUGGAAUAGGUAUAAAAAUUGAUUUGAAAAAAAUUUCUUUUAAUAUUAAAUCUGAAGAAGCAGAUCCAAAUAAAAUCCAUACUAAUACCGAAUUAAGUGUUAAUGGAAGUCUUUUAGACAAUUGGAAAUUUGAGGAACAUACGUUAGAUGAAUAUUACUGUGCAGCUAUUGCAUUUAAAAACUGGAAUAAAGAAAUAAAAUCUGAACCAUUUGUUAUUUUAAGCUGCGCAGAGCUUUUAGAAAAUUGUGUUCCAUUAGUUGAGGCAGAUGAAACGUAUUGCCAAGAAAUUUUAAACAAGGAAUGUAAAGUUAAAAGAAAAUAAAAAUUUUUUAUGUAAAAUUAAA
Condylostylus longicornis is the source of this 991-nucleotide messenger RNA. RefSeq names its product L-aminoadipate-semialdehyde dehydrogenase-phosphopantetheinyl transferase. The transcript has a single exon. The record is from RefSeq and is a predicted model, not a curated record. Gene Ontology annotation, molecular function: magnesium ion binding; holo-[acyl-carrier-protein] synthase activity. Bases 76 to 969 code for a protein of 297 amino acids. Gene Ontology annotation, cellular component: cytosol. NCBI's taxonomy places the organism in Eukaryota, Metazoa, Arthropoda, Insecta, Diptera, Dolichopodidae.